AUGCCCGUCGUCGAAUGCGCCGUCAUCAAGCUCCGUCAGGGCUUCAACGAACUAGACCUGUACGAGCAGCUGAUGGAGGGCCUCGACGCCCAGGACGACUGGGUACGGUGCCACCAGCCUCACCUCCUCCGGGGCAAGAGGUAUCAGCACAAGGUGCGCCACGACCAGGAGAACCUGAGCAGCCUGUACAUGACGCACACGGACCCGGCCUACCUCCUCGUCACCGCACCGUGGGACUCCCCCGAGACUCAUGGGGAGUGGCUCAAGAGCGACGAGAACAAGACCACAUUCUCAGGCUUCUACGAGUGUCACCUCUCACCCGACGCUGACGCCGUCAGCGUGUGCCAUGUCGUGCCCUCUGGUACCGCCACCACGCCUCGCAGUAGCAGCUGCAGCAGCAGGCCGCCGACCUUCAAGAAAGCCUUCCAUGUUGAGAAGAGACUCGUCGACAGGGCGGACAAGGAUGCGGCGCAGCGUGUCCUGGAGGAGCUCAUCGCCGCGGCUAAGGAGGCGGGUGACCAAGUAUGGGCCGGAUGGACCGUCAAGGAUUCCAGCGGGGCCGAACACGACGAAGAGAUAGAGGAACUGAUCAUCUUUUCGGAGAGGGAGUAUGAUUUCGGAAUCGGCCGGACCAAGCAAUCAUUCCUCUUUAACCCAAUCACGGUUCCAAACCCGGUCAUUGUUGGAGGAGGAGAGGAGGAUGACGACGAGGGAAGCAGUUAG
Messenger RNA from Geosmithia morbida, 723 nucleotides. RefSeq lists its product as uncharacterized. The record is from RefSeq and is a predicted model, not a curated record. NCBI's taxonomy places the organism in Eukaryota, Fungi, Ascomycota, Sordariomycetes, Hypocreales, Bionectriaceae. Bases 1 to 723 code for a protein of 240 amino acids. The transcript has a single exon.